AUGGAAAAUGAUGAUGAGGAAGACUUGAAAUUCCCUACAGCUGCAGUCAAGAUGGGUCAUGAUGUUUGCAGGCUGACCAACAUUAAACUUGGAAUUGCAAUACGCACAGGGAAUCAGGAAAUGAAAAAAGAAUCUGAAGACUUCUUAAGUUUGAUGAGGAUUGAUUCCAGCGAUGGUGUAAUGAGGGCUUAUGAUUCUCUCAAAGAAGUUUGUGCCAAAUUGAAUCUUGGAGCCCCCGAGCGCAUCACUUCUGAUGGCAAUCAGCAGGAAAUCAGAGAGUCAGUUGUAAGCCCUGAUGGUUCCAUGGAAUCCGAGGAUGGCAAUCCACAAGGAACUACAGUGACAGUGGAUGGCUCCAAUGGUUCCAUUGAAUCUGAGGACAGCAAUCCACAAGGAAUUACAGUGACAGUGGACUGCUCCGAUGGUUCCAUGGAAUCUGAGGAUGGCAAUCUACAAGGAACUACAGAUACAGUGGACUGCUCCGAUGGUUCCGGAGGAUCCGAGGAUGGCAAUCAACAAGGAACUACAGUGACAGUGGAUGGCUCCGAUGGUUCCAUGGAAUCUGAGGAUGGGGGAUCGGAGGAUGGCAAUCCACAAGGAACUACUGUGACAGUGGACGGCUCCGAUGGUUCCGGGGAAUCCGAGGAUGGCAAUCUACAAGAAACUACAGAUACAGUGGACUGCGCCGAUGGUUCCGGAGGAUCCGAGGAUGGCAAUCCACAAGGAACUACUGUGACAGUGGACGGCUCCGAUGGUUCCGGGGAAUCCGAGGAUGGCAAUCCACAAGGAACUACAGUGACAUCGGAUGGCUCCGAUGGUUCAAUGGAAUCUGAGGAUGGCAAUCUACAAGGAACUACAGAUACAGUGGACUGCUCCGAUGGUUCCAUGGAAUCUGAGGACAGCAAUCCACAAGGAAUUACAGUGACAGUGGACUGCUCCAAAGGUUCCAUGAAAUCUGAGGAUGGCAAUCUACAAGGAACUACAGAUACAGUGGACUGCUCUGAUGGUUCCGGAGGAUCCGAGGAUGGCAAUCCACAAGGAACUACUGUGACAGUGGACGGCUCCGAUGGUUCCAUGGAAACCGAGGAUGGCAAUCAACAAGGAACUACAGUGACAGUUACUGGCCCGGAUGGUUCCAUAGAAUCUGAGGAUGGCAAUCAAUAG
Mizuhopecten yessoensis (Yesso scallop) is the source of this 1164-nucleotide messenger RNA. RefSeq names its product dentin sialophosphoprotein-like. The record is from RefSeq and is a predicted model, not a curated record. The transcript is spliced from 4 exons. Bases 1 to 1164 code for a protein of 387 amino acids. Lineage: Eukaryota; Metazoa; Mollusca; Bivalvia; Pectinida; Pectinidae.